AUAAGUUUGAGUGUCACCUCUGACACGUGUGUCAUAGGUUUGCCAUCUCUGCCCUAAACCAAACUCUGGGGUUAGAUGCUGUCCCUGCUUUUCUUCUGGGCUACAAAGACUGGGCUGUGGGGUCCUGGGAGGGGCUCUCCACGGGAAUUUGCAGACCUUGUGCCCAGCAGGAGAGACCUCUCCAGUUUCUCCGAGGUCAGCCCCCACACUAUCACCUUCCUCCAUCACACACACUCACAUGCACGCUGCUUCUGAGGUGGGAGUCUUUUGGGGUCUCCGCUUGUCUGGGAGUGGAAAGCUAUGGCUUCUCAAAGCUAUGCACAGACCUGCCCCCAACCACGGAGCUGGCGAUUGCGGGAGAAUAGACAAUUAUUUGGCCAGGGCCACAGCGGUGGCUGUCCAGGCCCUAGAGUUGGAGGGGGAAAUGAGCCCCCAUCUUCGUCUCUCCAGCCCUCUCUCAGCCUCCCCGCAUCCGAGCAUUGUACCUCAGUUUUAACACUUGCCACUCUGCGGGCCCACCCCACCCCCUCGAGUCUCUCGUGUAGUCACCUUCUCUCCUAGAUGGGGGAAGGGGGAAGGGGGAAGGCAGUGCUGUUAGGAGAGACAAUCAGAGUGGGGGAGGAGGCCUGGGGAGGCCCGCUCGGGCACGGGAAGGGCCGGGCUGUUUCAUCGGGGAAGUGGGAGGGGGCCCGCGGCGCCGGGAGGGAAGCGCCUGUCGCCCGGGGCUCAGAGCCACUAACUUUGCGGCGAGGAGUGACUCCGCAGCUAACUCCCCGAGCUCCCUCCCGGGCCUGGCACACUCAGCUGCAGCAGCCUCGCAGGCGGUGAGUUGGGGGAGAGAGGGAACCCGUUGCUUCAACCCCAAAUCCUGUCCCCCUGGAGGUGAGGUUUUGCUCGGGCACUCCGGAGUCCGGGUUUGAGGGAGGAGGAGCGAAGGAUUGGGCAGAGCUCUUGCCGCCAACUGGGAGAACACUGGCAGCCGCAGGGUGUGCCUGGAAGGAGAUGGGAUGGCCUGAGGCUGGGGGUGGGGAUGGCAGCGGCUUGUACCUGGUGAGGGGGACGCGGCUGGGGCUGGCUGGAAGCGCGGGCGGUAACCCGGACACCGACCCUCCCCAGCCCCGUGCCUGCGUCCAGGCGGUGCAGCGCGGGACGAGGGGAGACCAUGGCCCGACUCUUCAGUCCCCGGCCGCCACCCAGCGAAGACCUCUUCUACGAGACCUACUACAGCCUGAGCCAACAGUACCCGCUCCUGCUGCUGCUGCUGGUGAUCGUGCUCUGCGCGCUCCUGGCGCUGCUGGCUGUCGCCUGGGCCAGCGGCAGGGAGCUGGCCGCAGACCCGGGCUUCCUGACCACAGUGCUGUGCGCGCUGGGCGGCUUCUCACUGCUGCUGGGCCUGGCUUCCUGCGAGCAGCGGCUGCAGCGCUGGACGCGUCCGCUGUCGGGCCUCGUGUGGGCAGCGCUGCUUGCGUUAGGCCAUGGCUUCCUAUUCACUGGGGGCGUGGUGAGCGCCUGGGACCAGGUGUCCUUUUUCCUCUUUGUCAUCUUCACUACCUACGCCAUGUUGCCCUUGGGCAUGCGGGACGCCACAGCUGCGGGCCUCACCUCCUCCCUCUCACACCUGCUGGUCCUCGGGCUGUAUCUUGGGCCUCAACUAGACUCAAGACCUGCGCUGCUGCCGCAGUUGGCAGCAAACGCGGUGUUGUUCCUGUGCGGGAACGUGGCGGGAGCGUACCACAAGGCGCUGAUGGAGCGCGCGCUGCGCGCCACCUUCCGAGAGGCGCUCAGUUCCUUGCACUCGCGCCGGCGGCUGGACACGGAGAAGAAGCACCAGGAACACCUUCUCUUGUCCAUCCUUCCUGCCUACUUGGCCCGAGAGAUGAAGGCAGAGAUCAUGGCACGGCUGCAGGCUGGACAGGGGUCAAGGCCAGAGAGCACCAACAACUUCCACAGCCUCUAUGUCAAGAGGCACCAGGGAGUCAGCGUGCUCUAUGCUGACAUCGUGGGCUUCACACGGCUGGCCAGUGAGUGCUCCCCGAAGGAGUUGGUGCUCAUGCUCAAUGAGCUCUUUGGCAAGUUUGACCAGAUCGCCAAGGAGCAUGAAUGCAUGCGGAUCAAGAUCCUGGGAGACUGUUACUACUGUGUCUCCGGGCUGCCCCUCUCCUUACCAGACCACGCCAUCAACUGCGUGCGCAUGGGGCUGGACAUGUGCCGGGCCAUCAGGAAACUACGAGCAGCCACCGGUGUGGACAUCAACAUGCGCGUGGGUGUGCACUCGGGCAGCGUGCUCUGUGGAGUCAUCGGGCUGCAGAAGUGGCAGUAUGAUGUCUGGUCCCAUGACGUCACACUGGCCAACCACAUGGAGGCAGGUGGCGUGCCAGGACGAGUACAUAUCACAGGGGCUACCCUGGCCCUGCUGGCAGGAGCUUACGCUGUGGAGGAUGCAGCUAUAGAACACCGGGACCCAUACCUUCGGGAGCUAGGGGAGCCUACGUACCUGGUCAUCGAUCCCCGGGCUGAGGAAGAGGAUGAGAAGGGCACUGCCGGAGGGUUGCUGUCCUCUCUUGAGGGCCCCAAGAUGCGUCCAUCACUUCUGAUGACCCGCUACCUGGAAUCCUGGGGUGCGGCCAAGCCUUUUGCCCACCUGAGCCACGUAGAGAGCCCUGUGUCCACCUCCACUCCUCUCCCGGAGAAGGCCCUGGCUUCCUUCAGCCCCCAGUGGAGCCUGGACCGGAGCCGUACACCCCGGGGACUAGAUGAUGAAAUGGACACUGGGGAUGCCAAGUUCUUCCAGGUCAUCGAACAGCUCAACUCUCAGAAACAGUGGAAGCAGUCAAAGGACUUCAACCCACUGACACUUUACUUCCGAGAGAAGGAAAUGGAGAAAGAGUAUCGACUCUCUGCACUCCCUGCCUUUAAAUACUAUGCAGCCUGCACAUUCCUGGUUUUUCUCUCCAACUUCAUCAUCCAGAUGCUGGUGACAAACAGGCCCCCAGCUCUGGCCAUCACCUAUAGCAUCACCUUCCUCCUCUUCUUCCUCCUCCUCUUCGUCUGCUUCUCAGAGCACCUGACGAGGUGCGUCUUGAAAGGCCCCAAGAUGCUGCACUGGCUGCCCGCAUUGUCUGGCCUGGUGGCCACACGGCCUGGACUGCGAAUCGCCCUGGGCACUGCCACCAUCCUCCUCAUCUUCGCCAUGGCCAUUACCAGCCUGUUCUUCUUACCGGCAGCAUCAAACUGCCCUUUUCGGGCCAGCAAUGUGUCCUCCAUGGCUUUCAACCUCUCCUGGGAGCUCCCUGGGUCCCUGCCUCUCAUCAGUAUUCCAUACUCCAUGCACUGCUGCGUGCUGGGUUUCCUCUCCUGCUCCCUCUUUCUGCACAUGAGCUUCGAACUGAAGCUGCUGCUGCUCCUGCUAUGGCUGGUGGCCUCCUGCUGCCUCUUCCUGCACUCCCAUGCCUGGCUGUCCGACUGCCUCGUCGCCCGCCUCUAUCUGGGCUCCUUGGACUCUAGGCCAGGGGUGCUGAAGGAGCCCAAACUGAUGGGAGCUAUCUCUUUCUUCAUCUUCUUCUUCACACUCCUUGUCUUGGCUCGGCAGAAUGAAUAUUAUUGCCGCCUGGAUUUCCUGUGGAAGAAGAAGCUGAGGCAGGAGCGGGAGGAAACAGAGACAAUGGAGAAUCUGACUCGGCUGCUCUUGGAGAACGUGCUGCCUGCACACGUGGCCCCCCAGUUUAUUGGCCAGAACCGGCGCAAUGAGGACCUCUACCACCAGUCCUAUGAGUGUGUCUGUGUCCUCUUCGCCUCAGUCCCAGACUUCAAGGAGUUUUACUCUGAAUCCAACAUCAACCACGAGGGGCUAGAGUGUCUGCGGCUGCUCAAUGAGAUCAUUGCUGAUUUUGAUGAGCUGCUCUCUAAGCCCAAGUUCAGUGGGGUGGAGAAGAUCAAAACCAUCGGCAGCACCUACAUGGCAGCUACAGGCUUAAAUGCCACCUCUGGACAGGAUGCACAGCAGGAUGCUGAGCGAAGCUGCAGCCACCUCGGCACCAUGGUGGAAUUUGCAGUGGCCCUUGGGUCUAAGCUGGACGUUAUCAACAAGCACUCAUUCAACAACUUCCGCUUGCGUGUGGGGCUAAACCAUGGACCUGUAGUGGCCGGAGUGAUAGGAGCCCAGAAACCACAAUAUGACAUCUGGGGCAACACGGUGAAUGUGGCCAGUCGCAUGGAGAGUACAGGAGUCCUGGGCAAGAUACAAGUGACUGAGGAAACAGCCCGGGCCCUGCAGUCCUUAGGCUACACCUGCUACAGCAGGGGUGUUAUCAAGGUCAAAGGCAAAGGGCAGCUGUGUACCUACUUCCUCAACACAGAUUUGAUAAGAGUUGGACCUCCCUCAGCUGCCCUAGGCUGAGACCCCACUCCCUACUCUUCACCUCAAAAGUCCUCGAUAAAGAGACUGGUAUGACUGGAGCCAAUUUAUGCCAGAAGCUGCUGAUAUGGCUUCUGGGAUCACCUCCUUACUUCUCAGCAGGACUGCUUUUUCCCAGGCUGAAGUGAGUGUGUGUGUGUGUGCAAGCAUGAGCAUGAAUGUAUGGAGGGUGUGUUUCUUUUCACAAGUUCGGGAAGAGAACUGCCUCAGCCUCCCUGCCUGCCUGCCAACCUGAUUCCAGUAUUUUAUAAACCUUGGAAGUAUGAAGAAUUUUAGCCACAUAACUCAACACAAGGAUUUGUCUUUUCCUGCUCUCCACCCACAAAUAUUGGAAGGAAUCUCCAGGGAAAAUGUCAUUUGACCUUUAUUCAUUCAACACUAAACAGACACUUUUUAUGAUGUGUUUACUAUGCAGGAUGGGUAAGAGGACUUGGAAAUAAUCUAUUAGGUCUCUCCCAAUGUCAGCUGCUGUUCUAAAAUUGACCCACGAUGCUUUCCAGUGAGGAUUUGUAGACAGUUUGGGGUUCUCCUGUUCUCAGGCCCCUUAGAUGCCCCCUUGCUCCUUUCUGCUGAUAUUAUGUGGGUCUUGAAGCAUCAAUGGUUCAUUCCCAACUGCUCAUAUUUUGGGGUCCAUGAGGCUUUGUUGCAGAUGUUGCACAUGGAUUUUUUAUAUUUUUCCUAAUUGCUCUUUCUUUUUGUGUGUGGGGUGGUGUUUUUUUUAUGGGAAAGAUUUAAAAAGUACACCACUACCACUGCUGCUACCAUCUUCCUAAAAUGCUAUCAGAAUAGAGGCUCUAAGACAACAUUUAUCCCUAGAAAAGAAUGACUCAUCCCUUUCAUUUUGGGGCAUCUUCAUUUCCUAAGGGUGACCACAGUCACAGAGUACCCUCAGCCCCACCCUGUGCCAGAGUGUGUUUUGGGGACCAGUGAAAUGCUGAU
Myotis lucifugus (little brown bat) is the source of this 5353-nucleotide messenger RNA. RefSeq names its product adenylate cyclase 4 (gene ADCY4). The record is from RefSeq and is a predicted model, not a curated record. The coding region runs from base 1163 to 4396 and encodes 1077 amino acids. The transcript is spliced from 25 exons. Gene Ontology annotation, biological process: cAMP biosynthetic process; intracellular signal transduction; adenylate cyclase-activating G protein-coupled receptor signaling pathway. Gene Ontology annotation, cellular component: plasma membrane. Lineage: Eukaryota; Metazoa; Chordata; Mammalia; Chiroptera; Vespertilionidae. Gene Ontology annotation, molecular function: adenylate cyclase activity.